AUGUCGACGCAGGUACUACCUAAGAAGAGAUCCAUCAGGAAUAAUGGUAAAAAGAGAUUGGAUCCACUAAACAACAACCACAAUGUGAACUUCAAUGAACCUUCCAAGUCGAGUCGGUAUACCCCGACGGCCAAUCAUCACCGUACGCCGCGACUGCCGUCGCAUCCGGACGGAGCCAAUGCGCCAGCCACAAAUCAUCUUCAUCAUCAGUCUCCGCCUAAUUCCAAUAUUUCCCUUGGCAACGCGUCGGGUGGGCAUGGCAGAAGGGUGAUUCUGAGCCGAAUAUUGCUGCAGUCCUCGCGGCAUGUCAGCAGAUCUUUGGCGGCUAAUGAACACGGCGAUCCCAAUGAGUCGUUCGAAGACCCCAGCAUCGGGUUCAACGAAAACAAGCACCAAAUCCUUUCCAAUUUCGAAGAGUGGAUCAAAAUGGCCACCGACAACAAAAUCACCAGCAAAAACUCGUGGCAGUUUGCCUUGAUUGAUUAUUUCCACGACUUGAACGUGAUCAAAGAUGGCGAUAACAUCAAUUUCCAAAAAGCAUCGGCGACGUUGGACGGGUGUGUGAAGAUCUACUCGAGCAGAAUAGAUUCCGCUGCAACCGAAACGGGGCAGCUAUUGAGCGGUUUGGCGUCGAAGACAAUGACUCAAAGAGAAGGUGGCAAUCGAAACCGCGGCGACCACCUCCACGGUAACAGUGGCGACGGCAGCGGCGUUGACAACGACAAUGACAACGCCAACUACGAUGAUGAUGAUGAUGAUGGUGGUGGUGAAGAUGGAGAUGGAGAGGGAAACAGCGCUGAAAAUGGCGAUAACCAGCCGGGAGAUGUGGAAGACGGGUCUAGAAAGAAACGGAAAACGAAUAAAGUUGUCCAGUCUACUCUUGUCGAGUUUGAUAGCAUCCGGAUAAAAAAUCUAGAUGAAGAGUUGGCUAUCGACGUGUUGUUUAAAAAGGCCUUGGCUGAAUUUGAUGAAGGAGGAGCCAGGAGCUUGCUACUAAAUACAUUGGGCAUUGACUCGAAUGGAAGAGUCGUGUUCGACGCUACUUCCAGCCAAACUAAAAGAGGUGAACUCGAUGAGGGGAUCUUGUCCUUGUCGCAACCUAUGGAUGACCAGGGUGGUGACGACGUUGACAUUGACAACGAUGAUCUGUGCCUUGAGAGCUUGCUGAAGUUUGUUGACUUGGAAAUCGGUGCUGAUAGUGAUGGCGGUGAUGAAGGCGAUAAUUUCGAAUCAAAAAGCGUAUGUCCUUCCAUUCACGAGUUUCAUUCGGCUCUUGAAGACGUGAACAAGGCCAAAAGUAUUCUCAAUGAUUUCAACAACAAGAUGGCAACCGAACCGGAAAUAUACACUGAAACCGUACCUGCCAUGACAGACGAUCACGACAAUGGCAACUACAAUGACAACGACAACGACAACGACAACGACAACGACAACGACAAUGACAAUGACAAUGAUUUUGACAUGAACCUAGAUAACGCCGAUGGCGGAGAUGCUCACAAUGAGCCACUUGCUCAAGUUGGCGACGUUGUCAUACAGAAGCUCUUUGAUGAUCACAACAGCUCGGAAAACGAACACAAGACCCCCGUGGCGAUCUUGGAUGAAGAGUUGAUGAACUACUUUGACGAGAAAAUGAAGCUCAACUGGACUGGUCCUGAGGACUGGAAGCUUUCAGCAUUCAAGAAAGCCAACAACAUAGACCAAAUGGAAAAAGCGAAGCCGAAAAAGACCGAACCUGGCAAGAAGAAAAAACAAGUAUCGACAAUCGAUUUCUUUGAGUUGGAAAAUGAGGACGAAGAUGUCUUGUUCAAGCCGCACCGAGAAAAGAACUUUAUCAAUCUAAAGACGGCCAAUGCCUUUGAUACAACCGACAAGAACAUUUUGCAAGAAUUGAAGGAGAAAAACUGCUUGCCCAACGAUAUACAGUUCAACUCAUUGAGGCUAAUAAGUUUGAUACAAAAGCCACAUGUGCGGAUAUCUGUGUAUCCUGCCAGGAGUGAAAAAAAUAACCCAUCUGAACCUGGAGAACGGUUGACCGAUUCGACUUUUUUCGCUGAGCAGUACCGUGAGCGUGAUUUGCAGUUGCAGAACGAGACGGGAUUGGAAACCAGACUAGAGACUUCGUUGCACCAAGCCGACUAUGAGGACAUAGACAACGAAUAUAAUGCAGUUGAUUUCAAUGAUGCAUUGGAAAAUGGAAACGAGCAGUCUCGUCCACUCAACGCAAUCAAUGACGACCAUUUUUCAGCCCAAGAGGCUCAACCACCGCUUAUACAAAACUUGGCCACCAGGCGCAAACCGGACUACUUGACAUUCUCGCGUGUUGCCAAAAGAGUUGACAUCAAGCUCCUCAAGAAUAAUCUUUGGAAAGCGAUCCAAGAUGAAAAGGCAGCCGAGGUUGAUGCCGAUGCCGAGAGCAAAGACGAUGCCGAUGGCAAAGACGAGGACAAACAAAACUCUGUUGUGAGGCGAAUCAAGUUCAGCCAAGUGGUCAAGGGAAUCAAGGCAAUGUACAGGCCCGAGCAGUUUCAAGAGCUUUCGACGAGUUUCUGUUUCAUCUGUGUGCUUCAUUUGGCCAAUGAACAUGGAUUGACCAUUGAGAGCAACGAAGAGAAUGAUAAUUUGGAAAUUAUCGGAUUUUGA
Lodderomyces beijingensis is the source of this 2640-nucleotide messenger RNA. Lineage: Eukaryota; Fungi; Ascomycota; Pichiomycetes; Serinales; Debaryomycetaceae. The record is from the annotation of a GenBank genome assembly.